Rhinichthys klamathensis goyatoka is the source of this 954-nucleotide messenger RNA. RefSeq names its product myoD family inhibitor domain-containing protein 2-like. The transcript is spliced from 2 exons. The record is from RefSeq and is a predicted model, not a curated record. NCBI's taxonomy places the organism in Eukaryota, Metazoa, Chordata, Actinopteri, Cypriniformes, Leuciscidae. The coding region runs from base 1 to 465 and encodes 154 amino acids.
AUGAGUGAAGCUGUGGUUAGCGGGGUGAGGAGGUUGAGCACCAUCUCAGAGGCAGAUGUGGACCAUGAAGAGGAGCCCGUGUCCAUGGUGUCCUCAGGGGACAGCGAGUGGGUCGGAUCCAGCGCUUCGCUCUGCACGCGUGGGAAGCCCAGCGCCGAGAGCAGCACCUUCACCUCCUUUGAGUCCUAUCAGCCUGACACUGCAGAUGACUGCGCCACCAUCCUGCUGGCUUGCCUCUACUGCCGCUUCUGUGACAUCUUCACCAUGAUGCCUGACGUGUGUGAGCGGGCGUUCAUCCGCUGCUUCCCCUCCUACAAGUAUUACAGCACCUCGGAUGAGCAGUCCAAGGGGAAAGACUGGUGCGGCUGUAACAUCGAGUUUGACUGUAAUUUCAUGAACUCCUGUCAAGAGGCCAGUGAGUUAAUCGAGCUGGCGAUGGAGAUAUCUGAGGUGUGCUACCGCUAAUACAUUCAGGACAAGAGAUUCUCCAUUGUUCUCUGAGUUAUUCGUUCUCACAAAGGACGUUUUGUGACGCCAUUGGUAAACCAGGGUAAAAUGAGUCACCCUUUGUUUUAGGCCAGCAUGCCCAGAAUAAAGCAUGUUACAGCAUUUUCAGGAACAGAUCGUCAUUUCAUUCUGACGGAAUACGGGGAAUGUAUUUGCGACUUUUCCCUGGCCAAGUACAUUUCAUUUAUGACCAAAGUUAUGACAAUUUAAUAAAAGCAAAAGUUUCACUAAAGUAGGAUCAUUUUCACAUCCAUAAACAAAACUAAAACAAUACUACAAAAAACAAACAAACAAAAACACACACCCACACACAUGAAAAGUUUGACGCAUGUGUAAAGCAUGAAAAAUGGUGGGUGUGGGUAACAACCCAGCCUUAUCAAGCUGGUGUUCAGCUGGUUUUAUCUGAUUAAGAUGGUCUCCCAGUCUGGCCAAGUUGGUGUUUUUCUG